CAUUGAAUUUUGAGGUUACGUUGAUCUGACCGACGAUUUUUUUAGACAUUUAAAUUUUGUUAUGUGAAACAAACAAACCACUAUCUCCCCCUCCUGUGAUUGUAUGUGGAAACAUGUUGAUUAAUUCUAAUUCUAAAUAAUCUCUAAUGUAAUAUAGUUAUCUCUGUUUAGGUGUUUAACAGUUUUUAAUUGUAUAAACAAUUUGUUAAUGUACAUAUCUAACAAAUUUGUGUAGAAUAUAAAGUAUUUUUGGAAUUUUUCACAUAUAUUUAACAAUGGGUGUAAAAGAGACACUGAAAGAAGCUGCUAUCCAGGUUGGAUCUGGGGGCUCUGCAGGGUUUGUGGAAGUUUGUAUAAUGCACCCCUUAGAUUUGGUAAAAACUAGGCUUCAAAUACAGUCUAGAACUAUGGACCGCAAUGACCCCAGAUACUAUAAAGGCAUUAUAGACUGCUUCGGAAAAAUGUAUAAGCACGAAGGGAUGUUUUCCUUCUGGAAAGGCAUAGUGCCCCCCAUUUUAGCCGAAACCCCAAAGAGAGCAGUUAAAUUUUUUACCUUUGAACAAUACAAACAGUUCUUUAUGUUUGGAUCUGCUACCCCAACCCCACUUACCUUUUCCUUGGCAGGAUUGGGAGCAGGAGCCACUGAGGCCGUUCUUGUCAACCCCUUUGAAGUAGUGAAGGUGUCUCUACAAUCCAACAAAGCUAAAUCCAGUGAAGUCCCUAGCACUUGGGCUGUAACGAGAGUCAUUAUACAGGAAAAUGGGUUCGGUUUGAGGGGUUUAAACAAAGGACUUACGGCUACUGUUGCGAGAAAUUCCAUAUUUAAUAUGUUUUAUUUCGGAUUUUAUCAUUCUGUGAAGGGGAUGGUGCCAGAAUAUGAAAAUCCUUACACAGAAUUCUUCAAGAAGAUUGGACUCGGCUUCAUUUCGGGCAGUGUAGCGUCGUGUUUAAAUAUUCCAUUCGACGUGGCAAAAUCCAGAAUCCAAGGACCUCAACCAGUGGUUGGUGAAAUCAAAUACAGAACAACGCUCAACUCCAUGGCCAUUGUGUAUCGAGAGGAAGGAUUGGCUGCCCUAUACAAAGGCCUUCUUCCAAAAGUUCUCAGGUUGGGACCAGGCGGUGCUAUCAUGCUCGUUGUUUACGAGUACUCACACAAAUAUCUGACCGAAGUGUUCAAGUAAUCGCCGAUUCUCAUUAACCAAAGAGUGAUUUGCAUUUAGUUUACAUAACAAAUUGCUUUCUUUAUUUUGCCAUAACCACAUAAAGCGUUUUUAAUUCUGGAACUCAACGUAGAUGACGUCAGUAAUGUACGUCGUACAUCAUACAUCAUACGUCUGAAUUUCUGGUUACUGUCAAAAUAUCUUAAUAACCGUCAAAAGUUAAUAAGGCAUUCCAAUAUGCUGUCAAAAUUAAAUCAUUAUGGCGGCUGGGAGGCAAACAUAAAUGUUAUUCUGUUAGUUCUUAUUGUGUUUUAGAUCAUUUUAGUUAUGUUUCUUAGUAAUUUUGUCUUGUACAAGAAUUAAUUUAACAUUUUCACUGGAAGAAUUAAUUUAAAAAGAUAAUAUGCCUCAUUUCUGUUGUGUAUUGAAAUGUGGAAUGCAAAGUAACCGUGAUAAACUUCAGUUUUAUCGGUUACCAUCAGUGCUACAUUUUAAGCAUAAAACUGAACUAAAUAAUCAUCUGAGAGACAAAAACAAUGGUUAAAUGCUAUAAAAUGUCCUAUAAAAAUGCUAAAUAACUAGCUAUGACCAUGUUACUUACGCUUGGAAAACUGUCUCUACUGUACGUUAACUCAGACUCCUUGAGGGAAAGUGAAUCUAUAUUAUUUAUUUUGCCAAUCUUUUGCUUGUACCUACUAGCAACGUCUGUAUUGUCUACCAACAACUUUUGAAAAUAUUCACUCAAGUAUAAAAUUAUUUACUGCUUAAAACUAAAUAAAGUCGUUCAAGUACUUUUACAACUGAAAACUACACAAGAUAAACAACAAAAUAUUCGGAAAAUACAAUUAAAAAACUAUUAAAGGUAAAAAACUUAAGAAACACAAUGUGGUACAAAUAUAAAUGAAUACACAAUUGUUCCGUGCUGCGGAAUUGAGUAAAUGGAAUUAAUUAAAAUAAGUGUAAACAACGAACAAUAAUAUAUUUAUUUAUUUUUGGUUAAAAGGCGUGCUUGUUCAUCUCGUAAAAGGGUUUGACUGUUUGGUCCAGCGAGAGUUUGUUGAUCGACCGACGCCUGCUGCGAUUGUGUGAAGCGACACGUGGUUGUAUCUCGACUGCUGUGGCUGAAAAAGACCACAAACGCUAAUAUGUUUGUGUUUCUACCAUCUGGCCAGAAAGGCGAUAAAUUAUUUAGAUCUGGCGUUUAAAAGUUGAAACAUUUCUGCAGUUUUAAGAAACGUCUUUGAAUGCAUUUCCAAAGUGAGUUAUUGACAUAAGGUCUGAUAAGGUAAUUAAUUUAUGGGAAAUUCAGUUUGUUAAACUGAACACACCAAAAACAUCUGGUUAGGGAUACAUUUCGUUUCGUAAAACUUAACGGGCCCUUCUUAGCAUCUGGUUUGUAUAUUAAAUGUGAAUUUUAUAUGACCCAUAUUAUUUCGUUUUGAGAAAAGUUAUUAAAAAUUAAAAUUAGCACAAAUAGUAAUUAAAGCGUGUCGCCACACAAUGUUUGUCUCCCAGCAGUGUCAUAAACGUCAAAGUCUUGGGAUACCCUAUAAAAUAAGUUAAUGUUGCUAGUGACUAAUGUGAAGUCUUGCCAUAUGUCUUAAAUGUAUGAGUUCACUGUUACUAUAUGUAUGCCAGAAUUUGACAUAAGGGUAAAGAUUGUCUUUACUAUUAAGGUUUGUGAUUACUAUCAUUGUUGACAUUACUGUUAAGGGCGACCCAAAAAAUUAACAAUACUACCAAUAUCUUCUUGUCAUUACAUUUUUUCUUUUUAAUUUGAAAAUAUAUGUAAAUAAUAAUAAUUUUUUAUUAAGUAUUUUUACAAUAUACAGGGUGUCCCCGAAAAUAGUGCGUUCCUCAAAGGUAUAGGUAGAAGGCACCAUGUAGAGCAAAAAAGUCUUAUAUUUUUCUAAAUGCAACCGUUUGGCUAAAGAACCAAAAUACAUUUUGGUAUGCAAAUUGAAAUCUGACAACUAUGUAUACAAAAUUCUAAACAUAGACAAUCACAAUUCAAAAAUAGUUGCAGCAUUUUAGCCAUAAGUAUUUACAUUAAACCCUGUCUUCAUCCUAAACAAACAAACAAUUUCUUGUUUUGUUGGAUUUCCAAACAUGGGGCAUGGGGUGGUACAAUUAUUUUGCAGGUGUACCUGUCUGACCUACAUUUGUGGUGUCAAUAAACUAAAUCACAAACAGUUCUUGUACAGUGAUGCCAAAUUAGUUAAUUUUAUGAAAAUAAAAGUUCGCUUAUAUGGCGAACAAUGUAAUUUUUUUUGGAAACGAUUAACUUUAGAAAAAAUGUUAUAGGACUUUUUUGUUCUACAUUGUGUAUUAUAUCCAUACCUUAAAGGAACGCACUAUUUUCGGGGACACCCUGUAUAGACCACUGUUAUAUUAAUGAACUUACCUCAUUUAAGCUCAAUUUUUUUGAAUCCUACGUUUAUUAGUAGUAAGAAAAGAAAUGUUUAAAAGUCUUCCAUAUAACGGAACAGUUAUGUAGAUGUAUGUAAAAGUGUGACUAAGUGUCAAGUGUCAUAUGUCAUUUAUGUAUUGAUGGCGUCAUAAGUAUUUUUAAUAUAGCUCAAAACAAAUGCAAGGUGUCUAAACGUUUGACAGUGUUUAUCAUAGAUAAGAGUGUGCUGUAGUGUUGAUUCUUCAGUUGUUUAUUGAACAGUUUUUUUCUUAAAUCUUACUGUAGACUCUUGUCUGUUAAAAUAUAAUAUACAGUAUGGUACAAAUGAAAGGAAUAAAUUCGUCAUUUCGUAAACCGGCAACACUAAGGAAAAAUCCCGAAACAGGUCGAUUUUUAAUUUUAGAUUAUGAUAUUUUAGCAUAUAUACCACACGCGUGACGUCACCUAUCAGGCCGUGAUGACGUAAUCGAUAUUUUUUUUAAAUGAGAAUAGGGGUCGUGUGCUAGCUCAUUUGAAAGGUUAUUCAAUUCCCUAUUCAAUAAUGUAAACAUUAACAUAAUUAUUUAUAAAGGGUGUCCAAAAACAAUUUUUUAAAUUAAAUUAAUCGACAAAAAAAGAAGAAUGUAUGUAAUUUAUUUAAUACAAAAUACUGUUAUCAUAAAACAGAAAAAAAAUGUUUAUUUGAAAAAUAAACAUUGUUCUUAGCUUAAAUUCAAUGUUCAAGCCAGCUCCCGCUAGGCACCUGCUUUUUGGAAGUUUGAAUAAUCAAUUUAAGCGAAAAGCAAUGUUAAUUUUUCGAAUAAACCUUUUUUCCUGUUUUCUGACAGUAGUAAAUGUAUUCUGAAUUAAAUGAAUUACAUACAUUCUUCUUUUUUUGUUAAUUAAUCUAAUUUAAGAAAAAUUGUUUUUGGACACCCUGUAUAAAUAACGAUGUUAAUGUUUAUAUUUCUGAAUAAAGAAUUGAAUAACCUUUCAAAUGAGUUAGCACACGACCUCUAUACUCAUUUAAAAAAAUCAUCGAUUACAUCAUCACGCCCAGAUGGAUGACGUCACUUGUGUGAUAUAUAUGCCAAAAUAUCAUAAUUUAAAAAUAAAAAUCGACCUGUUUCGGGAUUUUUCCGUAAAGUCACCGGUUUACGAAAUAACGAAUUUAUUCCUUUCAUCUGCACCAUACUGUAUAGUUUAAACACACAAAAUAUUUAUCACAAAAAUCUGUUAUCUUGUAGUAAUCUUUUUAUACUCAACCUUCUUAUCGGAAAAUCUGCAAGCACAAUUUUGCGACUGUAAAAAGGCAUUUGACAAUCUUGUAUACCAAAAGUGUGGUAAACAUUUGUAGAGUUUAGUACACCUUGUAUAUCUAGUCAGAAUGGUAUUUUCGUUAAGUUUUUUCUGUUCAAAUAUUUUUUAUAUUUUAUUGACUUUAAGUGACGUUACUUAUUAACUGUUAACAUCAUAUUAUGUCAUAUGUUUAUAAUAAAGUGGCUAAUUUAUCUAAAUCAUUUAUUUGUAAAAUGUGUAUAAAGUGAACAUUGUUUUUUAUUUUUUACACUGGCAUUUUUUGUUCUAAAGAAUAUUAAUAAAUUUUAUUGCCGAU
This is a messenger RNA of Diabrotica virgifera virgifera (western corn rootworm), 5164 nucleotides long. RefSeq names its product mitochondrial 2-oxodicarboxylate carrier. Bases 276 to 1181 code for a protein of 301 amino acids. The transcript has 6 exons. Gene Ontology annotation, biological process: transmembrane transport. The record is from RefSeq and is a predicted model, not a curated record. Lineage: Eukaryota; Metazoa; Arthropoda; Insecta; Coleoptera; Chrysomelidae.